Ananas comosus (pineapple) is the source of this 2897-nucleotide messenger RNA. RefSeq names its product CRC domain-containing protein TSO1-like. Bases 263 to 2557 code for a protein of 764 amino acids. The record is from RefSeq and is a predicted model, not a curated record. Gene Ontology annotation, molecular function: DNA-binding transcription factor activity. NCBI's taxonomy places the organism in Eukaryota, Viridiplantae, Streptophyta, Magnoliopsida, Poales, Bromeliaceae. The transcript is spliced from 10 exons.
CUCCUCGUUUAUUCGCCGCUGUGGUGACGUGGACAAAGAGACGAAGACGAAGAAGGAGAAGAAGCAAAUAAAUGGUGGCGAUUAUGGGAACGAUCGUGAUUGAAAACGAAAUGUAAAAGAUAAAGACAAAAAAGAAAUCGGUUUCCCGCUUCUUCUUCGUCUUCUCGUUCUUGGAUCGAUUACAAGAACAGAGGUGCGAGAGAGAGAGAGAGAGAGAGAGAGAGAGAGAGAGAGAGAUGGAUGCGUGGGGCGAUCAGAGGAGAUGAAGACUCCGGACAGUGCGAAGAAGAUCGGGGGGACUGCGAAGUCCAAGCUCGAGGAUUCCCCAGUUUACAAGUUCCUCAACAACUUAUCUCCUAUUGACGCCGUUAAAUCAGUAGGCUCACUACGCACUGUGCAAACGCUCCAGUUCGGAAAUUUUGCUCAUUCUUCUGCGUUUAGUACACCGCAUGCCGAUCGCCAAGGAGAAUCCGGACAACCGAUCAGGAAUCCUUUCGAUGAACCCUCUAAGCGUGAGAUUUCUCUUGGCGGUUUCGAUGGUAGCAACCGAUGCACAGGCGGUUUCGAUGGUAGCAACCGAUGCACAGGAAGUUCGAGUGAGACUCCGUUGUCUAGUUGCACAGCGUCUGCACAAGAACCUCGCAGCGUUGCAUGUUCGCUUAAUGACGCCACAAUCGAGCCUCCUAGCGGCUCUUCAAGCCUGUCGCGCAAUUUGCCUCCUCUAAUGCAAUAUGAUGCUUUUAGUCCAGACUAUAAUAAAGAACUUUGCUACGGUGUCACAACAGAUGUUAGUGCAGAUAUGGGUCCCAAAACAGUAGAACAGGUUAAGGUUGUUCCGAAUUGUUUGGAUAAUGGAAAUAUCGUGUUUGGCACUGAAAAUGUGCUUCGGGAAAAGCAAAUACCACAUCAAAAUAGAGAUGAAACAGUAGCAUCCGAGUGGGGGAAAUAUGUUGCUUCUAACGCUGGUGACUUGUCGAUUUGUGAUUCACUAACUGAAGCAGAGGCUCAUUUACUUGGGCAGAAAUUAGCAGAUAAUAAUCAUUAUUAUUAUUCACAUAAAACACAAGCUGGUAUGUCUAGUGGUUAUUAUGUCCAGAAUGUCACACUGGAUCCUCAAGCGAACAUUGUUGAAAUGGUUAAGAAAGAAGAUCGAAAGGAUCACCGACCACAAAUGCUCUCAGGUACAAAUGAGCAAAUUCAGGGAAGAAUCGAUAAGCCUAUAGAUUGCAAUACAUUAGGCUGUAAGGUUGGUUCCCAGCAACAACGUGGCAUGUGCAGGCGCUGUCUAUUUUCUGGAGUUUCUGGGAUAUCGGAAAAGAAUGGCGAUAGUGACUCAAAUGUAGAACCUUCAAUUUCAAAGACAUUCACCGGUAAAAUGGCUUCAGCUGGUAACAAUUUGAAGCCUGGAACAAAUACACCACCUUUUGUUUUACCCAAUAUGAGAUUUCAUUUGCAUACCUUUGCGACCACGUCAAAAGACAGAAUAGUCUCUCAACAUGCUCUGGCUUCUGGGCAACAACUAAUAAGUAUUCCAUCUGCUAUUGAACCUUUUCAUGCACCAGCGGGUGAUCAGAAAAGUGGAAUUGAGUCAUUGGGUGUUAGAAAGGAGUUGCUUCUUUCUGGGAGUGGAGUUCAGGAACUUCAGGAACUUCAGGGUAGGUAUGAUGAUCAUUCACUGGCAAUUGUGCCCGCAAGUGCUGAGAAGUUAAGUCAAGGUAGUCCCCAGAAGAAAAAGGGCAAGUCAGAAAGUUGUGGCCAGGCUAAUGCGCGCAAGCGUUGUAGCUGUAAGAAGUCCAAAUGCUUGAAACUUUAUUGUGAGUGUUUUGUGGCUGGGAUAUACUGUUCUGAACCUUGUGCAUGCCAAGGUUGUUUAAAUAGGCCCAUCCAUGAGGAAAUAGUUCUGUCUACCCGCAAGCAGAUAGAAGCUCGGAAUCCACUUGCCUUUGCUCCCAAAAUAAUUCGAACAUCUGGAGAAGGCCAAGAAAUUGGGGAAAAUUCUAACAAGACUCCUGCUUCUGCCCGUCAUAAAAGAGGAUGCAAUUGCAAGAAGUCAAACUGUCAAAAGAAAUACUGUGAAUGCUAUCAGGCCAGUGUUGGGUGCUCUAUUAACUGCCGGUGCGAGGGUUGUAGGAAUGCUUUUGGAACAAAGAAUGGUAUUGUGCCGAUAGUUAUUGAGGAAAUCGAACAUGGAAAGCAAGAAAAGGAUGCAUGGGAGAAAGAAAUGGAAGAGCUACAAUGUUACGAGCUUAAUGUCGAGAAUGAAGAACAUCAGUCUUUUGAAAAUUUACCCAUGAUACCUUUCGAAGCUCGCAGACCGCUGGCUGAAUUGCCCAACUUCAUAAAUGCAAAGCCGCUGCGAUCUUCUGCAAAUAAUGCUGAAUAUACUUCGCAGCACAAGUUCUACAGUCACCCUAACCCCGUUCUCUAUGAUGGUGCGUCGGAUGCUGCAAGGGGUAAAGAAAAUGAACCCCUGAGUUACGGAGUGAAGAUACUUUCACCGAAUCGAAAGAGGCUUUCACCUGCGCGUGAUCGAAGUGGGCUGGGUCAUCUCCGUUGAGAAAAUGCGCCUAGAGAGCAAUGCUAUGAUUCAUUCCUUCAUGAUUAAUUCUGAUAAUUAUAUUAAUUCUUUUACCUGAUCCAAGAUUAAGCUAUGAAUCUGUUAUGAAGCUGCCGAGUUCAUUCUAAUGCUGGUUGUUUAUUAAGUUUCCUGGCAGCAAGUUUCCUGGCAGCAAUGCCUGAGAUUACCGCACUCGUCUUCAUUUGAUAUCAUAACCUGAAAUUCUUUCUGCUGCUUGACUUGCAUCAACGGUGAAUAAUUUAGCGAGCGAGUGGUAAUGUGUAAAAUGAAUGUUUGAACUCUUAGUAAAAUGUCUUAAUGUGUGUCUAUAUUGAGUCGA